CUAUAUCUCCACAGGAUCUCAAUAACCCUCAAACUGUCCAUCUCGCAGACUAUCAGAGCUCGGAAAACAGAGAAAUCAAGUAUACCCGAAAAAGCCAAAGCUGAUUUCAAGAAGAUAUGGCAAUGGCUGGGCGUCUUAGAUCGGGUCUUCCUCUUGUUAACAAGAUUUUGACAUCCGAUUCUCUAUCUGCUUCUCGAUCGGCCGUUCAACGCUCCGUUUUAUGCCCUGCUUUUACAUCUGAGACUUCAAAAAAUUAUGCCACUUCUUCAGGGCAAGAGAAGAAGGUGAAGGUGCCGCUUGCUUUGUUUGGAGGAGCUGGAAACUAUGCCUCUGCAUUGUACCUUGCAGCCAAAAAGUCUAAUGUACUGGACAAGGUUGAGGCUGAAGUUCUUGAUGUUGUGGAGGCUAUAAAGAGAAGUCCUACGUUUACUCAGUUCACAAAGGACUUGUCAGUGCCUGCCGACACAAGAGUCAAGGCCAUUAAUGAUAUUUCUGAUCAAGCUAAAUUUUCAGAUAUCACAAAGAACUUUUUGGUUUUGCUGGCUGAGAAUGGAAGGUUAAAGAACAUAGACAGCAUAGCCAAGAAAUUUGUGGAGUUGACCAUGGCAGACAGGGGAGAGGUUAAAGCUAUAGUCACAACAGUCAUUCCCUUGGGUGGAGAAGAGGAGGAAGAAUUGAAGGAAACACUGCAAGAGAUAAUUGGACAAGGGAAGAAAGUUAAGCUGGAAAAGAAGAUUGAUCCAAGUAUUUUGGGGGGGCUUUUGGUAGAGUUUGAUAUGAAGGUCUUUGACUUGUCCAUUAGGACUAGAGCGAAGGAGAUGGAGAGGUUGCUGCGCGAGCCUAUAAACUUUGACACCAUCUAAAAGGUGUCACCUCUUGAAGAUACCUUUGGAUCAACUUUGAUAAAUUCCCUAGGAAUGAAAAGUACUCUUUAGAGUUAUUACUUGGUUUUCCUCUUGUACCCUUCCUUUUCAUAUGAUGGGAAAGCAUCUGUUCGCAAAUAAAAAAUUUGUUCAGGGCAACCGCUAACAGGCCACAUUCUUGUUUUUCAUUUUGUUGGUUCUGAGAUGUUUUGGAGGUCAUAAUUUGUUAAAAUAUCACAUUUCCCGCACAUGAAUAGAGUUUAUGCUGAUUUUUGUGAUC
This is a messenger RNA of Jatropha curcas, 1143 nucleotides long. It is a transcript of the gene ATP5, whose product is annotated as delta subunit of Mt ATP synthase. Gene Ontology annotation, molecular function: proton-transporting ATP synthase activity, rotational mechanism. NCBI's taxonomy places the organism in Eukaryota, Viridiplantae, Streptophyta, Magnoliopsida, Malpighiales, Euphorbiaceae. The record is from RefSeq and is a predicted model, not a curated record. Gene Ontology annotation, biological process: proton motive force-driven ATP synthesis.